AUGAAUACUCUCAUUUUCUUAUGUUAUAUUGUCUGUGCUCACGCUAUCAUUCUGAAACUGCCUCUGAUGCAGCAACAGUCAGCAAUGAAACGGAAAAGCUUGGGACGUAUGCUAGUGAACAGCAGAUCAGCUGAGCUGAAAAAUAUACGAAACCAACGCUAUUUAUGUACUGUAUCGAUUGGAAAUCCACCUCAGAACUACUCGCUCAUGCUCGACACAGGAUCUACCCAUACUUGGAUAGUUGGGAAAGAAUGCACAGGUUCCACUUGUGAUUGUGCAGACAACUACCGAAAGCACAAAUAUGACGCUCAUGAGUCGAACAGUUUCGUCAAUGUGUCUGAGAAGAUUACUGUUCGUUACUUGAGCACUCAGAUCACAGGCUACGCUGCACAAGAUGACAUGAGUAUACAAGGAAUAUCUUUUCCGAAACAAAAAAUAAUAGUUGCUACGGAACUGCCGGAAAGUUUGGGAGCUGAAGAAAACGAUGGCUUAUUAGGAUUCGCUUGGCAGUAUACGAAUAAUAUGGUUCCAUUCAUUCAAAAUGUACUCUCUCAACUGCACUUUCCGGUUUUUACCAUCUGGCUUAACAAACAGGAAAAUGAUGAUGGCAUUGGAGGAAUGAUGACUCUAGGCGACUUUGAUAUUGAAAACUGCAGUCCAAAUGUUACCUUUCAUCCACUAUCUUCGAAGCAUCAGUGGAACGUACUGAUUGAAGAAGUUCAAAUAGGGUCAUACAAGAGUUCUGUUCAAGUGGAGGGCAUAAGUGACACCGGUGCACCAAGGAUAGGAUGUCCGGAGGAACCAUUCAACGAACUUGUGAGGCAAAUGAAUGCCACAGUUGUGGACGGGAUUGUUAUUGUCUCUUGUGAAGAUAUCCAUCACUUCCCUGAUAUCCAAUUCAUUAUCGGAGGUAUAAACUACAAGAUCACUAGUUAUCAGUAUACCCGCCGGUUUCAUGAUUUUUGCCUGGCAAACAUAUUGAAGAUGAACACGCCGAGAAAUCUUUGGCUGCUAGGAGAUCCUUGGAUACGAUCUUACUGCCAUAUCUUUGAUAUGGGAUUAGAGAGAAUUGGAUUGAGUGAAACACGUAAUCAUCACAAUCAAUCUUAG
Molecule: messenger RNA, 1110 nt
Organism: Auanema sp. JU1783
Lineage: Eukaryota; Metazoa; Nematoda; Chromadorea; Rhabditida; Rhabditidae
Source: the annotation of a GenBank genome assembly